This is a messenger RNA of Physeter macrocephalus (sperm whale), 414 nucleotides long. Its product is annotated as histone H3.1. The record is from RefSeq and is a predicted model, not a curated record. The transcript has a single exon. Bases 4 to 414 code for a protein of 136 amino acids. Gene Ontology annotation, molecular function: DNA binding; protein heterodimerization activity; structural constituent of chromatin. Lineage: Eukaryota; Metazoa; Chordata; Mammalia; Artiodactyla; Physeteridae. Gene Ontology annotation, cellular component: nucleosome.
AGCAUGGCUAGGACUAAGCAGACAGCUCGCAAGUCCACCGGCGGCAAGGCGCCGCGCAAGCAGCUGGCCACCAAGGCGGCCCGGAAGAGCGCGCCAGCCACGGGCGGCGUGAAGAAGCCGCACCGCUACCGGCCCGGCACGGUGGCCCUGCGCGAGAUCCGCCGCUACCAGAAGUCCACGGAGCUGCUGAUCCGCAAGCUGCCGUUCCAGCGGUUGGUGCGCGAGAUCGCGCAGGACUUCAAGACCGACCUACGCUUCCAGAGCUCGGCCGUCAUGGCGCUGCAGGAGGCGUGCGAGGCCUACCUGGUGGGGCUCUUCGAGGACACCAACCUGUGUGCCAUCCACGCCAAGCGCGUCACUAUCAUGCCCAAGGACAUCCAGCUUGCGCGCCGCAUCCGCGGGGAGAGGGCAUAA